CAAGUCCUAAUUAAACAAGAAGAAUACGUCGACAAUGAUGCAAACAUAUAGUUCGAAGCUCUCUCUCUCUCUCUCUCUCUCUCUCUCUAUAAAUCCAAGAUUUCGGCAGCCACUGUGAAGUUGGAACCAAGAAAACCUAAUUAGAAUGAAAAGGAAGUUAAUGGAUCAGAACAUGGGAUCAGAGAUUAGAUGUGCCAUUGAAGAACUCUCCGUUAUGGUCAAAGUUAAAGGUGGUAUACUGGUCCCAGCGGCUGAAAAUGGUGGUGGUGAUCAUGCUCACGAGGCUGCCCAUAUUCCCACCAGGCCUUUUCUUUCUCUCUGCACCUUGAUUCUUCAAGUUCUUGAUAAAAUAGGACCAACAAUGGCUGUUCUAAGCCAAGAUGUCCAUCAAAAUAUUCGGAGGUUGGAAACGAAACAUGAAUCAGAUCCUCCAACAUAUUCAAAUAUGGUUGACAUGUUGAAAAACGAGACGACAGAAGGCAUUGCUAGAAACGUUACCAGUUGUAGUAGAGCCUUUGUUUGGCUCACCAGAUCCCUAGAUUUUACAGUGGCCUUAUUGCAAAAUUUAGUAAGAGAUCCCGGGAAAAAUAUGAAGCAGGCAGUGGAAGAGUCUUAUACCAUUACUUUGAAGCCAUGGCAUAGAUGGAUUUCAUCAGCUGCUUCUAAAGUAGCUCUAAUGCUAGUGCCAGACAAUGAAACAUUCAUUAGUAGCCUCAUGGCAAAAGAUGAAAACUAUGACGACUUGAAGCUGGAAAUAGAGACCUUAGUUUCCUUACUUGUGCCUUAUCUGGAACAAAUCCACUCGAUUCUGAAAUUUUAUCACUUGGAUAGGUUGAAAUCUAACUGAGGUACACACGUAAACAAAGCAGAAUUAAUGUGUACAGCCAUAAGUCAAAGAUUCCAGUAUUCCUAUUGAUGUAAAUAUGUGCAAAUUGUAUUUGGUUGUUAUGAUAAGCAAAAUUGUCUUCGUGAUUCGUAUAAUUAAUUAAGUAUUAUCUAAUGUAUCUCAACAUGAAGGAACAUCUAUGAUCUAUCUAGCUAUGUUCUCCUCUGUACAGUUUUAAUGGAAAGUACUCGUAAAUCAUAAAUAUUAGGCUUGGCUUCAA
This is a messenger RNA of Malus domestica (apple), 1106 nucleotides long. RefSeq names its product glycolipid transfer protein 3. The record is from RefSeq and is a predicted model, not a curated record. Lineage: Eukaryota; Viridiplantae; Streptophyta; Magnoliopsida; Rosales; Rosaceae. Gene Ontology annotation, biological process: intermembrane lipid transfer; ceramide transport. Gene Ontology annotation, cellular component: cytosol; membrane; cytoplasm. Gene Ontology annotation, molecular function: ceramide 1-phosphate binding; ceramide 1-phosphate transfer activity.